Molecule: messenger RNA, 1951 nt
Organism: Exaiptasia diaphana
Lineage: Eukaryota; Metazoa; Cnidaria; Anthozoa; Actiniaria; Aiptasiidae
Product: transmembrane protein KIAA1109 homolog
Exons: 7
Coding region: 214-1917 (567 amino acids)
Biological process (GO): synaptic vesicle endocytosis
Source: RefSeq, a predicted model, not a curated record
AGAUGCAUUCACGGACACAGGCAAGAUAAAUGUGACGUUAUAAAUCCCAAAACUACCGAAACACAAGAGAAGAGUCCACAGCCUCUAACGAAGAAUGAACGCAACUCAAAAGGCAAAGCCUCUGACACCAACAAGUCGUUAUUGGGAAAACCAGAAGACGUAAAGAGCAAACUAAAGGAUAUUUGUAUCACAGAAGACGACGUAAAGUACCGUAUGACGAGAGUAUCUUUAGAAGACAUCAAUCUGUUUGUGGUAGAAACGGGAAUCGCUUGCAACGUUCAGUUGAGUCCUAUUCGCCUUGCUACCUGUACCUUACACUGCGACAAUUCGACAACUGGUAUAAGUAUGUUCAUACAGAAUGUCAAACUACGUCAGUUUAUCCUUGCUCCAAAGCCAUUGGUAGCCGAUCCUGUGUUUGAGGACAUUCACAAGCGAAUGUCUCUCUCUGARGAUAUAGUUUGGAUAGAGGCUGCUGGAGUACAGCUAGGACCAAUUAUUUCUGAUAUUUCUUUGGCAGAAGAAAUAAAAGACCAUGUCGUUGACCAAAAGAGUUUUCUUUCACUCCACGACAAGAAGUAUCAACGUCUAUGGUUUCUGUGGAAUUCAUCGAGCGUAUACAAGUCUCCAGUAAAAAACUUUGGCUGUUGUGGCUGUAUUGGGGGCUGCAACUUUUUCGGAAAAAAUAUAAAUGGACCUCGGUUCUUUACGUCGGAGAAACUGGAGGCAAGCAACAACGAUACUGGAAUUGCAGGUUUUGGUAGUGAAGGAGGACUUUACGAUGAAGGUGAUUUCCACGAUGAAGAUACCAAGCCACUCAUGUAUUCCCGUGAUGCUCUUGGGUCAGCAUAUUUAGACCAAAGUCCCGUGGGCUCAGUAGAAGCAUUUACUCGUAAACGUUAUCACGGCUCAGAAGCAAGUAGUCCACGUCUCAAGAGAGGAUAUCUCAUGCGUACUAGACAUGGCAACACCGAUGAAAACAAUACAAAUGACCCAGCAUCACGAUUAAGCUGGCAUGAUUCACUCCAGAGAUCGCCAUCAAUAGCGUCGAGUAAGAGGAGAUUCAUGCCAACUGGCAGCCUUAGCAGCUCCAAGCCAAGUCUAGUCAAGAAACCGCGAGCCCAACCGUUGACUAGCUGUUCAUCGCAAGGAUCGUUCUACUCGUGUGGGAGUCUUGUUGAAGAUGAUUUGGAUGCUAGUGUUGAGGUACCAAUACACGGUGCAUAUUCUACAGAGUCUUUUACAUCAGCCGUCGAAAACCCUCAUGAGCUUCCUGACUUUGUUGAUGGAGCAUCACCCCAGUUAUCCGACUUUGUUGUGUCGUGUCCUCAGCUUGUGAGUCGUUACUCUCAGCAACUAUCACAGCUGGAAUGUUUAAACUGGAGUAUUCCUGCAGAUAUCCCGUCUAACAAGAGAGUCUUUAAUAUUGUUGAAAACUUGAAGGAAACUGAACCKAGCGAUCCACUCGUUCUACCAGGCGUUCCACAAUUCAACUACCGAAAUCCUCCAAGGUUCAAACAACCCUUGCUUAUUAAAAAGUCUCAGAUUCGAAAAGGAGAUCAAAGAGAUCAAGAGAACGAAGCUGAUGUGAGCUCUACGAGCACAGAAUCUGUACAUGUUGUUGCAGAUGGUAACAUAUUGAGGAAGAGUUACAGAGAAGAUGACAGCCUUGAAGAAAGUAGUGAAGCCGACUCUGUACGCAAGGCAACAUGGAAUUCAGCUUUAAACGAAUACAGUCGAAUUUCUACAACAACAAGUGACACGCUGACUAAAAGAACCUCGACCACCACAUCCAGCUCUCUUCAAAACCUGAUCAUUUUUAGAUUUGAUGGAGAAGUAAACGUGUUUUUCACUCCACUGUUGUUGGAUGCUUUACAACGGUAUGUUGAUAAUCUCUGUGCCAAUUUAUUAUUUUUUUAGAGAAGUGAGCUCAUARCUUAAAGGUCCACGUGUA